Dictyostelium discoideum AX4 is the source of this 1056-nucleotide messenger RNA. RefSeq lists its product as hypothetical. The record is from RefSeq and is a predicted model, not a curated record. NCBI's taxonomy places the organism in Eukaryota, Evosea, Eumycetozoa, Dictyosteliales, Dictyosteliaceae. Gene Ontology annotation, cellular component: cytoplasm. Bases 1 to 1056 code for a protein of 351 amino acids. The transcript has 4 exons.
AUGAAUUUCUUUUUCAAUUGUUGUUCAUGUAAUAAUAGGUUUAAUUUUCAAGAAAGUUAUUGUGAACCAUGUUUACAGAGAAUUAAAAAUGAUCAAAGUAGAGUAUUCGAAUUAAUACAAUCCAUAUUUGACAAAAAGAAAGCCAAUUUAAUUGCAAAAAAUAAAAUACUUGAAUCAAUUUCACAACCAAAAAAUCAAUUACAAGAACAAAUCGAUAUAAAAAAAACUUAUUUAGAGAGUAAGAAAAUUCAAAUUGAAAUUUUAAAAAAUAAAAUACAAACAUUAAAAACGACUGUAAUAAAAGAUAAUGGAUUAAUUGAUGUUAAAAAGAAAUAUUUAAGCACAAGAAGGUCAUCAUUAAAAAAGAAUAAAAUUUCAUUUGAAGCUGUAAAUAAUUCAAAGAGUGGAUUUUCAUCUCUAACUGAUGAAAUUCAAAAGAAAAAAGAUCAAUUAACAGCAGAAAAUACAUCAUUACAAAUUGUAAAACGUUCAAAAAUUGAACAACUAACAAAUUCAAUGACUAGACUUCAACUUAAUCCAACAACUCCUGAUCACUUUUUUUUAUUUAAUAUGGUUUUAAAUGAUCAACAAUUAUUAAAAUUCCCAAAAGAUGUUAUAUUUACAACAUUAGGAUAUAUAAGUAAAAUAGUUGUAUUAAUAUCAGGUAUUUUAGGUAUAACGCUACCUUAUCAUUUAUUAUCAAAAGGGUCAAAAUCAACAAUACAUCAUAAUAUGAAAUCUAAAGAUUAUCCACUAUAUUACCAACAGAAAACAAAAUCAAGAGAAUUUCAAAAGGCAUUACAUUUAUUGGGCGAAAAUAUAAUAUUUCUUAGAUAUUAUCAUGGUAUUCAAACACCAAAAGAAUCGAAUUUAUUAUUUUUAAAGAAUAUUUAUGAAUUAAUUAAAUCAAAUAAUUUAGGAAAGGAUCAACAAUAUUUAGAGGUUGGAUCACCAAUGUCUGGUGAGUAUGAUGAUUGUGCAAAAGAAGAUGAAUGGGAAGUUGUAACAUCAAUUGAUGAAGAUGAUAGUUUCGAGAAAUUUGUCUAUGAUCAAUAG